This is a messenger RNA of Clonostachys byssicola, 285 nucleotides long. The record is from the annotation of a GenBank genome assembly. NCBI's taxonomy places the organism in Eukaryota, Fungi, Ascomycota, Sordariomycetes, Hypocreales, Bionectriaceae.
AUGGCCGAACUCCAAGUGGUGCCUGGAAGAAGAAAGGGGAGCCCCGACCGCCGAGUCAAAUAUAUGGUCAGACAGCCAGGGACCGAGUACAAAACCGCUUCGGAUGGUACGGUUCUCGGGAGCGAAAUAAAGCGCUGUGGUGGUGGCAGUGUGGUUGAGCAGAGCAGAGUAGAAGACAAGGCUCGGUCUGGAAAGGCUGAGGUCGAGUAUUUACGGCAACUUGGGGCCAAGAGGGACGUGCUAGAGCCCCAGUCCAACGUUGCAUGGGCCGGCCGUCUAAGGUAG